AUGGCUUGGAACUGGACGUCUGAUUCGAAGCUCUGCUUCGUGACUACCGGAGCAACGGCGCCGUUCACCGAGCUCAUCGAAUCAGUGCUGAGUCCAAAGUGUCUGGACUCACUACGCGAAGGAGGAUUCACUCAUCUCUUGGUCCAAUAUGGAUCUGCCGAGGACGUGUACAAACAGUUCUCCAAACUCGCUUCAGCAUACAUGCAGGAGACCUCGUCAAAAGGAGACCUCGUCAUAGAUGGCAUAGAUUUUAAUCCGGACGGACUGAAAACUCAGUUCCAGUUGGUACAGCGGUCGAAAGGCUUGGUCAUCUCACACGCUGGAUCCGGUUCUAUCCUUGAAGCACUUCGCUAUCAGAUCCCACUCAUCGUCGUGCCAAAUACUGGAUUACUGGGCAACCACCAGGAGGAGCUCGCUGUUGCAAUGGAACGGAAUAACUACCUUGUUCGUGGUGAUGUGGAAAAUCUCGGGCCUGCGAUCAAGAAGUCGGACGAGUUCCGACUGAAGAUGUCGCAAUUCCCACCUAUCACGAGUGGGAAGCAUCGUGAGACUAAGAGCUUCGCGGCGAUCAUGGAUGAGACCACGGGUUAUAUGGAUUGA
Messenger RNA from Alternaria ventricosa, 600 nucleotides. RefSeq lists its product as uncharacterized. Gene Ontology annotation, biological process: dolichol-linked oligosaccharide biosynthetic process. Gene Ontology annotation, molecular function: hexosyltransferase activity. The record is from RefSeq and is a predicted model, not a curated record. The transcript is spliced from 3 exons. Lineage: Eukaryota; Fungi; Ascomycota; Dothideomycetes; Pleosporales; Pleosporaceae. The coding region runs from base 1 to 600 and encodes 199 amino acids. Gene Ontology annotation, cellular component: UDP-N-acetylglucosamine transferase complex; extrinsic component of endoplasmic reticulum membrane.